Pungitius pungitius (ninespine stickleback) is the source of this 618-nucleotide messenger RNA. It is a transcript of the gene gje1a, whose product is annotated as gap junction protein epsilon 1a. Gene Ontology annotation, biological process: cell-cell signaling. NCBI's taxonomy places the organism in Eukaryota, Metazoa, Chordata, Actinopteri, Perciformes, Gasterosteidae. Gene Ontology annotation, molecular function: gap junction channel activity. Gene Ontology annotation, cellular component: connexin complex. The coding region runs from base 1 to 618 and encodes 205 amino acids. The transcript is spliced from 4 exons. The record is from RefSeq and is a predicted model, not a curated record.
AUGUCUCUGAACUACAUCCGAAACUUCUACGAGGGCUGCCUCAGGCCCCCCACGGUCAUCGGACAGUUCCACACCUUGUUCUUCGGCUCGGUGCGGAUGUUCUUCCUCGGCGUCCUCGGCUUCGCUGUCUACGGAAACGAGGCGCUGCACUUCAGCUGCGACCCCGAUCGGCGAGAGCUCAACCUGUACUGCUACAACCAGUUCAGACCCAUAACCCCCCAGGUUUUCUGGGCGUUACAGCUGGUGACGGUGCUGGUCCCGGGCGCCGUCUUUCACCUCUACGCAGCCUGUAAGAACAUCGACCAGGAGGAGAUCCUGGAACGACCCCUCUACACCGUGUACUACAUCAUUUCUGUUCUUCUACGCAUCAUUCUGGAAGUCAUCGCCUUCUGGCUGCAAAGUCACCUCUUUGGCUUCCAGGUCCACCCGGUGUACAUGUGUGACGCCAGUUCUCUGGAGAAGACCUUUAACGUGACCAGGUGCAUGGUGCCAGAACACUUUGAGAAAACCAUCUUCCUCAGCGCCAUGUACACCUUCACCGUGAUCACCAUCCUCCUCUGCGUCGCCGAGAUAUUUGAGAUAUUGUGCCGACGUCUCGGUUACCUCAACAACCAGUGA